Molecule: messenger RNA, 1532 nt
Organism: Nicotiana attenuata
Lineage: Eukaryota; Viridiplantae; Streptophyta; Magnoliopsida; Solanales; Solanaceae
Product: tubby-like protein 8
Exons: 9
Coding region: 141-1367 (408 amino acids)
Source: RefSeq, a predicted model, not a curated record
GUCAAGUUAAACCCCUUCUCUAAAGUGGUUCACAACAGAGCAACAAUCUCCUUAUAUAGCUCUUUCCAAUUUGCCUUAUUGACACUUGCUGUUCUGCUCUUUCCAAAUUCGGUUCCUUCAUAUCUCACACAAAGACCAAAAUGUCUGGCUUCAAGAAACUCCCAACCCCUCUUCGUUCUUCAAAUUCAUAUAAUUCCCUUUAUGAUAAUCCCUUGACUGAGCUAAGACAAAACAGAAGCAGCAGCAGUGGCAGUGGCAGCACUAUAGGAGAAACAUUGGGUGUUCAUUUGCUCCAGAACCAACUCAUUAUCUCUGAUAACAAAGAGAACGAGACACCAAAUAAACCUGAAAAAUCCAAUCUUUUUGAUAAAGAAAAUGCUUUACCGUUUAAUUGGACUGAUAAGGUUGUGAAUAAAGAGUCUGCUUUGAAAGACUCGGUUUUGAAGCCAUCUUCACUUCAGUUAUGUAUACAACAAAAUGAACCAGAGUCCAAGAUUGGGUUGAAAAUCUGGGAACAUGCGGAUACAGAGACGCCGAAUUCUGCUAACAUUUGGGAUUAUUCUGAUUCUGAGGCUGCUCCAGCUUCUUCUUGGUCUACACUUCCAAAUAGGUCAUUGUUGUACAGGCCUUUGCCUAUAGACAUUGGAAGAUGUACAUGUGUCAUAGUAAAGGAAACAUCUUCAGAAAGCCGGGAUGGAGGGACUUUUUACUCACUUUAUACUAAUGAGGGCCAUGGACGUCAGAAUCGGAAACUCGCCAUUGCGCAUUACAGAAGGCGUGGUGGAAAAUCUGAGUUUGUAGUUGCUCAAAAUACAAAGGGGUUAUGGGGAAAAUCAGACAGUUUGAUUGGAUGUGUAACUGCUAAUCUACUGGGUUCAAAAUACCACAUAUGGGAUCAGGGCCGUCCCAAUUCUGCAAUCAAACAGUCAAAAUUGCUUGGUGUUGUAACAUUCAUGCCUACCAUCGCAACCUGGACUGGGAGCUACCGAAGGAUGAAAGCAUGCAUACCAAAACACCAGUCAAUGCAGUUGAAGAGUACAACUCAGCACAUCAACGGACUACCCGCGGAUUGGGAGGAGCACAUGGACAAAGUAAAUCAGCUGUUUUCAAAGAUUCCACAUUACAAUAAGGUGUCAAGACAGUAUGAGUUAGAUUUUAGAGAUAGAGGAAGAGCAGGACUCAGAAUCCAGAGCUCAGUUAAGAACUUCCAGCUGACAAUGGAGAAGAACGGAAGGCAGACAAUUCUACAACUUGGUAGAGUGGGGAAAGCUAAGUAUGUGAUGGACUACAGGUAUCCAUUGACAGGUUAUCAAGCAUUUUGCAUAUGUUUGGCUUCUAUUGAUUCAAAGCUGUGCUGCACACUGUAAAUGGAAUUUCUGGAGCCUUUUGUUGUUCAACCUCUGAACAGCAAGUCAUUGAUUUGACUUAAGUGUGUUCUGCAAUUUUUUCUGAACGAGAUAUAAGUAUCAUUAUUCAUUUACCCUGCUUGUUAAGUUUCCUUAAUGCAUAUGAUGGAAUUUUUUUUACAUUAA